CUUGCCUACACAUCUUACAGCAAGGCAGCUCCAUCAUCCACUACGUACUGCCAAUGCCUAAGUCAUCCUUUGUUCAUUCUUCAAUAACUCAUCGACGCUGAAAGAUCAUCACCAUGAAUCAUUAUGCGGGAGACGUCGACCUUCUAACAGCCGAUUUCCACCACCCGAUCAGCCCUCUUCAGAUGCAAUAUGAACACCCACUACCUUCGCCUUCGACUGAUAUCCACAAACACUCCAAAUCACCAACAAUUCCUCGAACCCCUCCAGAGUCCAUGCUUCAAUGGAACCCCUACCGGGUCCCUAAAUCCCAGCCGUCAGGGUCAGAAGAGAGUGUCUUGUCCCAAGAUCAAGUCUGUUCCCUAACAUAUUCGGGCACUGAAAGCAAGACCGAUCUCAGCUCUUCGUCUCUCUCGCAAAGGGGUUGCGACUGCCAGCUAGGCGCAGUGAGCCAACUGGCCACUCACCUCUGUCAACCAAUUCAUGUGCCUACACCAUGCUCGGUUUUCUUUGAAAAUAGGCCUUCGAACUAUCCGAGUGACCAUACUCAGCUUCUGAUGAAAUUGGAAACCCUUGAGCUCGAUCAGAAAGCUCAACCUAGUCAAUUGCAGCUGUGCGAUGGAAGUGAUGAGGCAGAAGAUCUUGAAAUGGUCUCACUCGAUGGCUUCAAUUGGGAAGCCAGUGACUCUUUCAAAGAUUUUAAAGAUGACCCCGCCCACAAUUUCUGGAGGUGGGAUGAGGCCAUACAACAAUGGGCUCACCAGGAUGAAGACACCAAAUCAGUGAUAUAUUGUCCAGUAGAGCUGGAUUAGAAUCGCCAGGGGCAUGCUCACUUGGGAAUGUCGGCUUAGAGGAUCGCAUAAAAACCAGAGUCUGUUUCGCAACACUUGUACUUACAACCAGGCGUUCUCUUGAUUACACACACCUCGU
Messenger RNA from Colletotrichum acutatum, 927 nucleotides. RefSeq lists its product as uncharacterized. The transcript has a single exon. The coding region runs from base 114 to 809 and encodes 231 amino acids. The record is from RefSeq and is a predicted model, not a curated record. NCBI's taxonomy places the organism in Eukaryota, Fungi, Ascomycota, Sordariomycetes, Glomerellales, Glomerellaceae.